GCAUGCGCACUGGGUACGCAGUCUGUACGUACGUAAGCGCGCGGCGCGAAACGGUGCGGAAGCUACCGUGCCGGUACCGGCACGUGGGCUCCGGCGAAAUGGAGGGGGCGAUGCAGGCUGACGCCAAGGUCUGCAGUGAGGCUGGAAGUUCCAGCCCUCGAGGUCCCGGCUGUAGCCUCCGGCACUUUGCUUGUGAACAGAACCUGCUGUCUCGGCCGGAUGGCUCUGCUUCUUUUCUGCAAGGUGAUACCUCUGUCCUGGCGGGUGUGUAUGGGCCAGCCGAGGUGAAGGUCAGCAAAGAGAUCUUCAACAAGGCCACGCUCGAAGUGAUCCUGAGACCAAAGAUCGGGUUGCCUGGUGUAGCAGAGAAGAGCCGGGAGCGGUUGAUCAGGAACACGUGCGAGGCGGUGGUGCUAGGAGCGCUGCACCCACGCACCUCCAUCACGGUGGUGCUCCAGGUAGUCAGCGAUGCAGGCUCCCUCCUGGCCUGUUGCCUGAAUGCUGCCUGCAUGGCAUUGGUGGAUGCAGGUGUGCCCAUGCGAGCCCUGUUCUGCGGGGUCACCUGUGCCCUGGACUCUGAUGGGAUCCUGGUGCUGGACCCCACAGCCAAGCAAGAAAAGGAGGCGCGAGCAGUCCUGACCUUUGCUCUAGACAGUGUGGAACGGAAGCUACUGAUGUCCACCACCAAGGGGCUCUACUCUGAUGCCGAGCUCCAGCAGUGCCUGGCUGCCGCCCAGGCCGCCUCACAGCACGUCUUCCGCUUCUACCGGGAAUCGCUGCAGAGGCGCUACUCCAAGAGCUGAGGCCAGCCGCACAGGGCGCCCUUCCCACCGCCACCAUCUUCAGGCUGGAGAAAGCCAGUGCCCAGCCUCCCCUCUCUGUCCAGGGUGCCUGUGUGGCCUUCGGCACCACAGCUGCAGGGCUUCUAUUGAGGUGGGAGGGGCUUGGCCCCUGACAGUCGGCCUAGGUUAUAGACCCCUCCUCCCAAGGACAGCAUUAAAAGGAGUCCCCCGUGUUGAUGAAUGUGUUGGUAUGCACUCAGUGUCCAGCUGAACACCUACUGCAUCAAGCCCUGCUGGGUGCUGAGAACCUGGCAGUGAACCACAGACCCUGGGCUUGUGUUCUAGAAGCAGUGGGGUGAGGAAACAAAAAAAUUGCUGGUAAAUGUGACAAAAACAAGAAAUAAGGAAUGAGACUGGGAGAGUCAUUUGGGGAGAGGCAGAUGUAAUACAUGAAUGGAGACACCAAGCAGGGGAGCCUUGCAGGAGGAAAGGGAACAAGUUCUUGUGUAACAGGAGAGAGUGCCCCAAGGACCAGCCAGGCAGCCAGUGUGGUGAGUGGAAUGAGAAGGGCAGGAAAGGGAGACAACAUGAACCAGGGACCCUGUGGGACCUUGUGAGCCACAGGAGGAAUCUGGCCGAGUGCUGCUUUAACCCACCAGCAACCCCAUGAGGUGGGGCUCAUUUGAAGAUGAGGAAAUAAGCUCAGAAGCCAGUUAGCUGCCGAGGUCACCAGCUAGUUAGCAGAGGAACAAGCAUCCCCCCACCCCAGUCCAGUCUCAGAGCCCUUCCUGUUUAGAUAAAACCCAGGGACCCCAGGAAGAUCUGCAGGCUGGGUAUCACUCCUCUGUAAAUAGCAGUUGAGGCUCACGAUGCCCAGUCGGGUGGUGGCACCCAAGGGUUUUGGAGGUCAUGGGCAUCCUUGCCUUUUGACUGCUCCCCAGCAGUAUUUAGUGUUUGCGGGGAGCUUAAGAGCAACUAGGCCCCAUGGGCUGGGUCUGCAAACCCCUGGGAUAGGGGGUUUCGUGAGUCUUGACCCUCUACUAUUUGCUUCACAUGCUUGAGUUAGCUCACAGAAUCCCCACUUGCCCCCCUGGAGCGUCUUCAUCCUCCUGUAACCAGGAAGGAAAUGCACAGAUAUCUUUAGCUUGAAAUUGUGCUCUGUUAGAUGCUCUGGGAAAGCUGUUUUCUAGCAAAAUCCAUCAAUGGCAUUAAACAGUGAGAAGACUUAA
Messenger RNA from Marmota flaviventris (yellow-bellied marmot), 2011 nucleotides. It is a transcript of the gene Exosc5, whose product is annotated as exosome component 5. Gene Ontology annotation, molecular function: RNA binding. Gene Ontology annotation, cellular component: nuclear exosome (RNase complex); nucleolus; cytoplasmic exosome (RNase complex). The record is from RefSeq and is a predicted model, not a curated record. Gene Ontology annotation, biological process: nuclear mRNA surveillance; poly(A)-dependent snoRNA 3'-end processing; U4 snRNA 3'-end processing. Lineage: Eukaryota; Metazoa; Chordata; Mammalia; Rodentia; Sciuridae.